This is a messenger RNA of Agrilus planipennis (emerald ash borer), 1031 nucleotides long. Its product is annotated as WSCD family member AAEL009094. Gene Ontology annotation, molecular function: sulfotransferase activity. The transcript has 4 exons. The record is from RefSeq and is a predicted model, not a curated record. Lineage: Eukaryota; Metazoa; Arthropoda; Insecta; Coleoptera; Buprestidae. Bases 39 to 1031 code for a protein of 330 amino acids.
UGAAUGCAUUUAACAUAUCAUUUUAAUUCUGCUAAAAGAUGAAUAUAAGUUCAUUUUUCUUUAAAGAAUCUUUUAAACGUAUCAGGUGUUUAUAUUUUAUAAUACUAAUUAAAUUACUUUUGGUUGUUAUUAGUUGCGUGAUUAUAAUUUCAUUAAAGAUGAAGCCAAGCCUUGAUGGACCAUACGCUCAGGUCGACGAUGAAGUUUUCGUAAAACUGGAUUUUAAAGAUGAAUUUGAUACGGGAGUAGAUCCAUUUGAUUUCAAAAAAGAUAAAUUAAGUUUAUGUUCAAAAAUGAAGUAUAUCAACGAAAAAAGGGACCCAACAGCUUUAGUUUCAUAUCCCGGGAGUGGUAAUACAUGGCUUAGAUAUUUACUUCAACAAGCUACAGGUUUUUAUACUGGCUCUGUUUAUACGGACCAAACGUUAUUAAUAAAUGGUUUUCCUGGUGAAGGUAUAACUAAUAGUUCUGUAUUAGUAGUAAAAACGCACGAAUACGGUCCUGUAGCUCAAAAACAGUUUAAAAAAUCUAUAAUAUUAAUUAGAAACGCCAUACCUGCAAUUCAGGCAGAAUUUAAUCGAAAAUAUGGCGGUCAUAUGGGAUUUGCCAGUUCAUUUUUGCUGUACUCGAAUGCAUAUGAAGUAUGGACAAAUUUCCUGCAGGAGUCAUUAAAAGAGUGGAAAAACUUCUACGCAGAUUGGCUAAAAAAUUUUACAGGUCCUGUGUAUUUAAUUCGUUAUGAAGAUAUGAUUUCCGAUUUAGAAACUAAUCUUUUAAAUGUACUUCAAUUUCUUGACGUUUCUGUGAACAAAAGUUCGCUGUCGUGCACAAUUAAACAAAAAAAGGGCCUUUUUAAACGACCCCUGUUACCAUCAGGAGGUCCCAUCUUGAUUAAAGGUUUCAUAAAAAAAGUGCAAGAAGCCGAAAAGUAUAUUGACAAUAUUGUGGAGCAAAGAAAUGUUAAAACAGUUGCAAAAAAUGCUACAUUCUCGUUUUUGGAAUUUAUUAAAAGCUAUACCUGUUUCAUUUAA